AUGCAGCGGUGCGACGCGAGCGGCAAGAGAGACGUCGAGAGAAAGGUGGAGGGUUUUUUGAAGGUGGGGGUUGGCGACGAGUCGCUGGCGGAGUCGCUUGGUCGGCUGUCUGGAGGGAACAGAUCGGCGUUUUGCGGAAGGAACACGCUCCGAGAGAGGUGGGGACUGCGGGAGGCGCUGGAGGAGCGGUCUUUGGGGCGCGCGGAGGCGUUGUUGGAGGCGCUGGAGCGCGUUGAGUUGGGGUUCGACUGCGCGGAGUCGGCGGUUGGCGCGAUGCUGGGGGUACGAAGGGCGGAGGAGGGGGGGCGGUGUGAGGAAGAGAGGUUGGAGUGGAUGGCUUUGGCGCUCGAGAGGGAGAGUCGGGAGGCGGCGCGAGCGGAGGUUUGCGAGUAUUUCGAGAGGAGGAGUCGGUGUCCGCCGAGGGGUGUAGAGUGGUUUGAGGAUGAGUUUUACGGGCAUUUGGGUGGGUUGGAGGAGUUGGAGGGGGCGUUGGGGGAGUUGGGGGUGGGAGACUGGAGGUUGGCGGAGGAUGUGAGGGGGUAUUUGGAGGGGAUGUAUGAGGAGUUGGGGGCGAGGGUGGAAGAGGAGUGUGGGGAGCAGUUGGGGGCGUUGGAGGUACAGGAGGUGAGUGCGAGGUUGGUGAGGGGGUUGGGGGCGUUGAGGGGGGAGUUAUUGGCGGAGAAGUUGGUUUGGAUAGCGAGGUUGAGAGAGAGAGCGGUUGGAGGGGGGUUCGAGGCGGCGUUGAGGAAGGGCGGGCCGUUCGGGACCCCGAGGCCCAUAGAUGCGAGAGAGGGAGAACCGGAGAGGUACCUGGGGGAUAUGGGGGCUUGGAUUCACCAGGUGUUGGUUGGAGAGAGGGAGUUGUUUGAAGGAAAUUUUUUGAUGGGUUCCGCUAGGAUAUUUGAGCUAGUGAAGAGGGAGGUAGAGCUAUUGGGAGUCGAGGUGGUUGCGGGCUAUCUGGAAGGGCGCGGCAUGUUGACAUGCUUGCUGAACGUGGCAUUUCGCGGUGUGGCAGUUCUGUUUGAAGAGCGAGUGGAGAGGGUGUUGGUGAAAGAGGGCGACGACGUUUUGCCGCGUCGAUUGGCGAACGUCUUGCGGUUUUACGGAGACAGGUUCGAGCGCUUGCUAGGGGUGCCGAACGUGGUGUCUCGUUUGUUCAGGAGGUGCGAGGAGCGGGCCAACGGGGAGUUCAUGCGAAGGAUUGAGCUGAGGAUGAGGGCCCUGCAAGGCAAGUUGGUUUAUCCGCCGCUGGAUUUUUCUGCGCCGAAGGAAUUUUUGUCUGAAGUGGACUUUUUGCGUCAAAUCACGGGCGCGUUCGAAUCAUCGAUGGCCGCCGAUGUCGCAGGCGGGGAUUCAACCUCUCGCAUCCUCAGCAUGAUUGUAGACCCCCUCGUCAAGCGUUGCGAAGACGGCGCAAACGAACAACUUCAAAAGGCGUCGCGCACACUAGAUCCGUCUCACCACCGUACAUCGGUAAUCGAGCACACAUUCUAUGUAUGCAGGCUCCUCCAUAUCGUCGCUGACUCCCUGCGUUCUUACUGUCCGCCCGGACUCUAUCAAGAAAUAGACCGCAGAAUAAACCAACUCGCGGCCGAACACGCCAACUCUGCUCUCGAGCGCUCCGGACUCUCUCUCAAGCUGGACGCCGCGCGCGGCGCCAAACCUUGCGAACUCUCCUCUCUCCCCGGCAUGGACCCUUGCUCUCUGUUCCGAACCGUCCGCACGUUCGAAUCUCACCUCCUAGGCAUCAAAGCGCUCGUCGCGAAGCAACUCGCCCCCCGCCUCACCGACCCUCUCCUCUCCAAGUUCUAUUCUCGCCUGGCCUCCUCCACCUCUCAACUGGCCUGCGACGCCUACUCCGAACUCCGCCAGGCCGUCCUCGACCCUCUCAGCGGCUACGACAGGCCGGAAUGCAUCCUCCAACGCACCCCAGCGCAACUCGAGUCGCUGCUGACUUGA
Schistocerca gregaria is the source of this 1959-nucleotide messenger RNA. RefSeq names its product conserved oligomeric Golgi complex subunit 6-like. Gene Ontology annotation, biological process: intra-Golgi vesicle-mediated transport. NCBI's taxonomy places the organism in Eukaryota, Metazoa, Arthropoda, Insecta, Orthoptera, Acrididae. Bases 1 to 1959 code for a protein of 652 amino acids. Gene Ontology annotation, cellular component: COG complex. The transcript is spliced from 2 exons. The record is from RefSeq and is a predicted model, not a curated record.